Molecule: messenger RNA, 2943 nt
Organism: Aureobasidium musti
Lineage: Eukaryota; Fungi; Ascomycota; Dothideomycetes; Dothideales; Saccotheciaceae
Source: the annotation of a GenBank genome assembly
AUGGCUGACCAAUCCACCACUGACCUGAAAUAUGGUCACUUUGGUGAAAUCAUUUACAAUGCCGAAGACCAAGCCUGGUUGUUCCCGAGGAAUGUCGAGCCUUCGCCAACCUUACAGCCCCUCGGCACAUCGCAGCUCGUCUUCAAAUCGCACCACUCCCAAGCCCGAGUAGACCCUGCUACCACGGAUAAACCGAGCGUUCACCUGAACCGCCAGCUUACUGAGCUCCUCCGUUUCGAUCCGACCACCGCUCCGGGCGCCCAUCUCCUUAUAGAGCCUGCCGUUGUGUCGCAAGAGAUUCAGAAGACUGUCCUUCGCCAUGAUCCGAUCGCUGGCCAUCUGUUGGCUUUUGGUCGUGUACCUGAUCUUGCUAUAAAGCGAUCUAUGCCCAUUGUGGCCUUUCCUGCUGCGGAUCAUGCCCACGUUCUGCGCCUUGUUCAAGUUCAGCCUCAGAAACACGGAUGGGAGCGGAACAAAUCUGUAUGGAUCGAUGUACCUAAAAUAUCUGGCGAAUCCGGAACCUGGCAUGCUCCUCAUCCCAUUCGUCAGAUCUGUUUUGCAGAUACCGAUGAGGACUCGAAUCUUGCCCGCACUCUGGCCGUCCGCACCACUAUCGCUGUUCAUAUCCUGCGAAUUGCUGCAAGAAAACAUGCCUCAUCAUGGGAUUCUCUUGCUGGUACACCAUCUCGCUUUCACACAGAACAGUUGUGUACUCUGGAUCUAAAUCUAUUUGGGGGUCUGGCUCCCGCUCAUGUGGCCUUCAACCAUUGGUAUCCCAAGCAAUUCGUCACUGUCGACCAAUAUGGUACCUGGCACGUCUGGGACUCGAGUCUCAGACAGAUUCCUUCUGAACAUGGUAAACCGAUCGAGCUUUGCCGUGGCGCUACCAAUGACCAAGUUAUACCCGAUCAUGAAACUACUGCUAGUCUAUUGGACGACGGCUGGGGCAGAGCGAUAUGGGCUGGCAACGUGCAGACCAUUAUUACUGCCAGCAGGAGGUGCUUGGGCAUCUAUGAUAUCCAAGGGAAACCUGUCAGACUCCAAUCUCCCAAUCUUGACAUUGCUGGAACUCCGCACUGGAUUCUCGAUAUCAUGCUCAACCCACUGGAUCCAACUCUCAUAUUCGUUCUGACCUCAAUUUCAUUGUUCUGCUUACGUGUGCGCUGCCUGGACGAAUUUGACCCAGAGAGUUACAACACCGCUGGUGCCGAGAUUGUAUUACAAUGUAGGCAUUUCAGGGACUCGGAAGAUAUGGGACUUGGUCUGUCAAACUUUGUCGAUGAUACGGAUGUCGUUGUGUUCAUAAAAUCUUCCUUGAGCCCACUCGCAACGAGUUAUCGCUUCACGCCAGACGAGUUUUCUCCUCAAUUUUUGAGAAUCGCAGAUGCUACUCAAUUUGUUCUGCCAGAACUCCCUUAUGUUGCGACUGCUUCACCUGCAGCUCUGACUUUCCAGAUUCAGCCUGUGCAGUAUGGAGAGAGCGUACACCACGAACAACCAUCUGGCCCUGGAAAGAUUUAUCAAGAUUCUUCCGUCAGAUUCUUCGUUACGACCGCUAUCACAAGCGAUAUGGCUGUCGUGCAAAAACUGUAUUAUGCGUUUCCAAGCACUGUUGUUGGGUCGUCACUGCCAAAAGUCUUGGCCCCUGAUUGGCACGGAAGACUUGUGCAUAGUCGCCCACGGUUACAAGAGAGUGGUUUUAUUGAACAAUCGAAGGCCGAUCAAGGGCUAGUGAGUACCCGAGAAGAGCAAGAUGAAACAGCAAUCUCGAACGUCGAUACGUUGAAGUCAACACGAGACAACUGGGCCAUGGUAUACGAACUUGCCCAUGCCCGAACAAUCAGCGCAGCUUCGCAAACAGAGGACUUCUCGCGUAUGCUCAUACGAGUGGAUCAAGCACUCAAGGCGUCUGAGGCUUUUGAGACUGGUCACACACUAUUGUCAGAAAUCUGCGAUAACCAAAUCCUGAUACCUGACAUUGAUCAAGCUGCUACAGAGUUUGACAACAUGGUUUCUUCUAGGUCACAGCGUGGAGAAGACAUGCAAGAAAAUGACCAGAGAUUACAACUUGCGCGCGUUAGCAGCAACAAUGCUCUGGAUCUUGGUCUCAAGAGCGAUAUGGAUUUAACGGCUGUCUACGACACCAUCAUAGCGCAUUGGCUGACACCACUUUCUCAAACGGUGCCUGGAAGAGUGCGACUUGUCAAGGAACAACUAGCGCGAAGAAUUGCAGCUGAGAUAUGUCUCGCAAGCCACGUUCUCAGACAGCCUCCAGUGGAGCCAAGUGAAGAGGGGACAACAGCAGAGACGCAGGCUACAGAGGACGACUUUUCCUCACAAAGGAACUUUCCCCAAUCGUCUCUUCCAACACCAUCACCAACAGCAACACCAUCAUUGACUACUGUCACGUCCUUGUCCAGUCACCCGUCGACUUUAGUGUCGUCUGAAUUUGCGCGUCUCCAACGGUACACCACGUUCUCGACAGAGAAACCUACUCCCGCGCCCCUACCUAAAGGUCUCAGCAACACGCUUGCGCAUUGGGCCCUUGGCGGCAAUCCUGAUGAAUACGAUUGGCUUGCGGUUCAGCGAGAGCAGGAGAAGAGGGCCGAGGAAGAAGACGAGGACCUGACACCAAAAGAGCGAGCGAGGUUGAAGCGCCGUGCCGAGAAGAUGCUGCUGAAGCAAAGGCGCGAAUCGCAGAAAGCAUCUGCUAUGGAUCUCGCGAGCAGCCAAGCUCCCGGCAUCAUAAGUGCGAGUCAGCCUGCAUUCGCGACACCUUCUAGAAGCGAAGCACCGAAUAUCCCUCAGUCUGCCAGGGCAGCAAGUCAAGGCACGCAGUUGCUAGCGAGCUCCCAGGCUCAGCCAAACAUGUUCACUAGCCAAGUGCAGCCAGGGCGGUUCGGUGGAAAACCGGCAAAGAAGAAGCGAAAGGUUGGGUUCUAG